Aquila chrysaetos chrysaetos is the source of this 2323-nucleotide messenger RNA. RefSeq names its product mitochondrial fission regulator 1 like (gene MTFR1L). NCBI's taxonomy places the organism in Eukaryota, Metazoa, Chordata, Aves, Accipitriformes, Accipitridae. The transcript has 8 exons. The record is from RefSeq and is a predicted model, not a curated record. Gene Ontology annotation, biological process: aerobic respiration; mitochondrial fission. The coding region runs from base 294 to 1223 and encodes 309 amino acids. Gene Ontology annotation, cellular component: mitochondrion.
AGCGGGGUCCCUCACGCCGCCAUUACGCCCCUCAGGGCGCCAUUACAGCCGCCCCCUCCUUCUCCGGGGGUCCCGGCGCAUGCGCGGGCGGCGGUGGCGGAAACGCGGGGGGCGGGUUCUGCUUCCGGGUAAUGGCGGCGGAGGGGCCGGCAGCGGGGCCCUGCUGCACCGCCGUCCCUCAGUGAGAAGCGCCAGCGCGGCGGGGAGCGGGGUAAGAUGAGCCCGGUCCGCGCCCGCGGGAGCCGCAGCACCCAGCGCUGAGCCCGCCCCGGCGGCCACCGCCAGAGCCGGAGAUGGCAGCGGACUCCACGAUCCCCAUCUGGCAGAACAAACCCCAUGGCUCAGCACGCAGCGUUGUCAGGAGGAUCGGGUCAAACCUCCCUUUAAAACCCUGUCCCAGAGCAACCUUUGAGGUUCUACCAAAUGUUUCGGAGCUCUAUUUAAAUGAUGUCCCUCCAGUCCCCACCUUGGCAGACAUUGUGUGGAUAGCAGCAGAUGAUGAAGAAACAUAUGCCAGAGUCAGAAGUGACACUCGCCCGCUGAAGCACAAGUGGAAGCCGAGUCCCUUCACUGUUAUACAGCGAAAUGCUUCAGUCCCCAACCUGAGGAAGCAGGAGGAGAAGCUGCUCGCCUUGAAGAAACCUGGUUUACCAGCCCUGAGCCGAACAACAGAGCUCCAGGAUGAGCUGAGUCACCUUCGGAGUCAGAUAGCUAAAAUAGUGGCUGCAGAGUCAGCUUCUGCUUCAUUAACACCUGACUUAUUAUCUCCAGGAAGUUCAAAUGCAUCUUCUCCUUUACCUUGUUUUGGACCCUCUUUCCAAUCUACAACUUCCUUUGUCAUUAGCGAUAUCACAGAGGAGGAGGCAGAACUCGAAAGCCCCGAGCUCCCGUCAGUCUCCAUGCUUUGUUCUACAACCUCCGAGUGUUGUAAACCAGAACCAAAGGAUCCUGACGAGGAAGAUUCUGUGUCUCUUUCGAAGGCCAGCAGUUUUGCAGACAUGAUGGGCAUUCUUAAAGACAUUCAUAGGAUGAAGCAGAGCAAAGACUUGACUUGGUGCUUAAACACAACCUUGGAAGCUUCAGGAAUGAGUGAGAAACGCUUGCAGAAAUGUGCAUGUUUCAACAAAUGUGAAAUAGAGCCUGUUAAAGUGUCUGUGAUGCCCUCUGCGAGGGGAGUGGCUGAGUGGUGUGCCUGCUGGGCCGUGCGCUCAGUGUGGGGUUAAAGACAGGUAGCGUGAGGAGCUGCUUGGACUGUGAGUACACUUUGACUUAAACCGAACUUCAAUGAAGGAGGAAGACCCGGCCGUUCUUAUAGCAGAAGUUCUGAGAAGAAAAUUUGCCCUCAAGGAUGAAGAUCUGGCCCUGAAGGAGAAAUGAUGUUACUGUCACUAAACUCUGUAAGCAAAAGUGUUAUGCUCCCAAAAUUUUCUCCACAGUAGCUGCCUUCCUAAGGAUUGAGCCUUUUGCCUCUUUUAUUAAUUAGAAAUGGUUUCUGCACUGGACACUUACUUAGGAAAGACCCUACGGAUUUGAUGUGUUUUCCAUGUAUUGUUACAUUUAAGAAAAAACUUUUUAAGAUGAUGGAAAUUCUUUUCCACCUGUAUUUUGAUGUUGAUUAUUGAUAAGGAUCUUCUAAAGAGUGCAAUGCGUGCUGCUGGAUGACGUUCUUUUGACCUACAAUUUUCCUUAGGUUCAAAUUAAGCAUUAACUUCUAACGGCCUUGUUACAAUAUAACUAGUUACCAUUGCCAGUAUAAACGGAUGUCAAACAUCCCAUUCUUUCUCUGUUCUGAGUAUGGUACAGAGCUACUGAGAAUAAGCUAAUUAAUGCUUCCAGGUCUUCAGUGUUUAGGAGGUUGUUGAACCACAGUGGUAAAAGACGUCUUCCCAAUAACUGUCUGACCCAGUGGUAGGAUGAAACUGCAGUCAAUGAUCAAACCACUCAGUCACAUCUGAGGGAUGCUGGCGGGUUUUGGUAUGCCCUGGGUAUUUCUUAACUCACAAAUUAUCCCCACAGUUGCAUGACAGAAUGGCCUUAAUUUCUUGCCAGUAAUUUAAUGUUUCAUUAAUAGUCCUUGUAUUCAGAUAAUGUAUUUUAUUUAGCAUUCAAAAAGUCUAUUUAUUGAACACCAAUGCUAAGAAUCAAGCACCCACCACAAGAGCUGUCAUCUGAGAAAAGGGAAGAAGGAACUUGGCAUUGUCUAUGGCUACAGUUCUCACUAACUGAAGAGGUUUCCUUCAGCUACACAUUCUCUGCAAUGUUCCUCAUGGUUGUAUUUAAAGUAUGAUUUUUUUCCUUUAUAUAAAAUGGAGCCUUAAUAAGA